Prunus armeniaca (apricot) is the source of this 1374-nucleotide messenger RNA. The record is from the annotation of a GenBank genome assembly. Lineage: Eukaryota; Viridiplantae; Streptophyta; Magnoliopsida; Rosales; Rosaceae.
AUGACUAAGCAGCCCAAGGAGGAAAUAUCAAUAAAAGUGCCCGGAAGUGAUAAACCUUUGGCGGCCAUCAUUGAAGGCAGGUGGUAUUCUGUCGGGAAGAAUGGCAGACCAACAAUGGAGCUAAAGAACUCAAAGGAGGAGGGUUCAGAGACAGUGCUUCCAGAGGCCAAUUCUGCCAAAAAAGGGAAAGAGCCAGAAAUACUUCCCCAGACAGAACAAGCAAUCUCUCAACCACAGAAGUUGACGAAAGCAGAAUCCUCAGAGAAACCUUCUAUCCAUCCUGCCUCCACCUCAGAAGAUCUACUUAAAACUCCCCAACCAGAGGAAAAAACUGAUCCUAUUCCAGGAAAAGGACAAGAAGACUGGGCUGAGGGAUAUGAAGAGGAGCAGUUGGAUUAUGAACCAUCUGCAGAUGACCAGAAUGCGCUCCUCGGAACAGAAGAACUGGGAGAAUGGACGGAGGAAUACGAUGGAGAACAGAUGGAUUAUGACGGAGAGUUGGAUGCAGAAACUGAGGCCUUUGGUGCAGAAUUGGAGGACUUGUUACGUGCUGACCUAGGCAUCAAUAUGGUGUUCAUUCUGCCAGAAAAGUUCUGGGCGGUAGAGGGACAGAAGAGCACUCUGGACGGAGACGUAUUUUCCCAAGGAAGUUUUGAAUGCAGGUUGGCAGAAGCGGAAGAAAUGCCAGAACAGCAAACAGGCAAUCCCAGGACAGAAGGAACAACCAACAAGCUGGCUAUAGGUCAGCUUUGCUUCUCCAAACCAACCAAAGAAAUGGCAAACCACCUCAGACCCUUGUUUAUAACAGCAAACUUUGGGGGUGUUCCUAUCCCCAAAAUUAUGGUAGAUGGAGGUGCAGCCAUCAACCUUCUGCCUCACAGAAUGCUGAGCAAAAUGGGCAGAACAGAAAAGGAUUUAAUUCCAACCCGCCUGACCGUCACCAAUUUCGCAGGGGGCAUCACCAAAACCCUUGGGAUCCUGGACGUGGAUGUUUUAGUAGGAAGCAAGAAGCUGAAGGUUGCAUUCUUUGUGGUAGAUACUACUUCUACCACUUACAAUGCACUGCUUGGCAGAAACUGGAUUCAUCAGAGUCUAUGUGUUCCUUCCACUCUUCAUCAACAGUUAGCUUUAUGGAAUGAAGAAGGCUACAUGGAGAUAAUAGAGGCCGAUCCACGGCCAUUCCUACCUUCUGUCAUGUGUUGUGAGGCAAGGUACUAUCAUGAUGACCUUGGUCCUUUCACCUUCUUUGGAGUCAACCAGAACGGCCGCCCCCAUGGUGUCACGGCCCAGAGGCUCAUUGAAGAAGGUCUAACCAAUUCUUUGGAGGAUUGGAACAGACCUUUUGUUCUAAACUUCCAAAACUUUGAUGUUUAG